GCUGAGGAGGCCCCCCCAUCAGACCCAGCUGCCUUAACCGACCUUCGACCUGUUCUCUGACAACCCAACCCAGAGGUCAGUGCAGAACCACAGGACUCGUCAUCAUCAUCAUCAUCGAGCCUCCAGCGAUGAGGGUCGAGGUGGUCUGAUAAAAACCCAGGAACCUGAAAGAUGACAGAGAGCCGGAGGAGGAGGAGGGAGCUGUGAGACGUCUCUGCCAUGACCCAGUAACAAACUCCACAUCCAGUCCAGCACCAGAAACCAAAAACACCACCAGAACUUCCAGCUUCCUCAGAGGCAACAAUGUAGAAGAAGACAGCGGAGACGAUUGUCCAGCUUUCACCAUCAAAGACCACCAGGAUUGUCUUCAACAGCGUCGUUAUGUUUUUAUAACUAUGGAAUUUAAACUCCUCACAAACACAGACAGCGAGUAAGAUUGUGUUAAAAAAGACUCAACAACCACAUUAAGAUUGUUCCAAACGAGUCGAUCCGACAGAACCGAACAGGAACGUUAUUUCAGGAGCCAAAAGCGGAGCGAGGACGCCACGAUGACUCAUCUGCACGCCGGACUGAGCUCGGAGACGACGGAGAAGGCUCGCUUAGAGCUGAACGAAAACCCGGAUACGCUGCAUCAGGACAUCCAGCAGGUGCGGGACAUGAUCGUGACGCGACCGGACAUCGGUUUCCUGCGGACGGACGACGACUUCAUCCUCCGUUUCCUGCGAGCCAGGAAGUUCGACCAGAUGGAGACCUUCAGGCUGCUGGCCCAGUACUUCCAGUUCAGACAGCAGAACCUCGACAUGUUCCAGAGCUUCAAGGUGGACGACCCGGGUAUUAAGCGGGCACUGAUGGACGGUUUCCCCGGCGUACUGGAGACUCCAGACCAACAUGGCCGAAAAAUCCUCAUCCUGUUCGCCUCCAACUGGGACCAGAGCAG
Morone saxatilis (striped sea-bass) is the source of this 937-nucleotide messenger RNA. RefSeq names its product clavesin-1-like. The record is from RefSeq and is a predicted model, not a curated record. Gene Ontology annotation, cellular component: membrane. Gene Ontology annotation, molecular function: phosphatidylinositol bisphosphate binding. NCBI's taxonomy places the organism in Eukaryota, Metazoa, Chordata, Actinopteri, Moronidae.